AUGACAUUAAUACUGUCAGUGACUGGGCCUGAUGGCAAUAAUGGACGGGACGGACGCAGUGGAGCAUUCUCUGGUGGAGGACGGAACGGAAGAAAUGGAGAGAAUGCCACAGAUCCAACCUCUGGAAUUGAUGGCGGAGAAAUCGAUCUAUCUCUCGUCGAAAGAGACGAUAUAAACGGUGCCUCGGUUGAAAUGUCAGGUCACUUUUGUAGGCCAGGUUAUCAUGUUGACAAUUUUGAACAAACGUAUAUUUGUGCUACAGAUGAUUUGUUUAUUUUGGAAGCUCGCGGAGGAAAUGGUGGAAACGGUGGUAGCGGAGGAAACGGAGGGGAUGGCGCUGCUGGCAAAAAUGGAAAAAACGCGACCAAGUAUUCUUCUGGAGGUGACGGAGGAAGAGGAGGUGAUGGGGGCGAUGCAGGCGCAGGAACCAGCGGUGCCGAUGGUGGAGAAGGCGGCAGCAUUACCUUGCGCGUGAGUGAUACUGAUGCCGGAUUGUUAAUGAUGUUUGUACAAAGUUGGACUCCAAGUGUUUCCUAUUCUUUAGAUGUCGAUGGAGGUGCAGGCGGCAAGGCUGGUCGGCAUGGGACACCAGGUAGAGGAGGACCGGGUGGCAAAGGUGGAAGUAGUUACUCAUGGACAGAACAGAUAUAUGUUCGCAACUGGGAAGGAGAGACUGUCCCUCGAUUUGUUAAUCACCACAAACCGGGCGGUUCUGAUGGCCCUUCUGGUAGUAAUGGACGUAGGCCAACGCAUCUUCUUUAUGAUGGGAGGUCAGGUGAUAGCGGUAAAUUCCGAUUCUUGAUUCAAGACAGUAUCACGGACCAAGUCACAGAAUACGACGAGAUUUUUGAUAUACGUUUGCACUACGUCGUUGCUCAUUCUGUUACGGGAGUUUUUGAACCCGAGGCUCAAAUUUACAUAGAUACGUUGACGAUUCACAAUACAUCUAUAAUGCCCACACCGAGACGGGAUAUCUGCGUUAAUGUUAAUGACAACGUAUGGAUUGUUAACAAGGAGGAGAUGGACUAUACAACGCUGCCGCAACUGAUUGCUCCACAGACUUCACUAGAAUAUGACUGUAAACAACCGCUUUCAUUCUUUCUCAGGAAACAUAAAGUGGAUCAGCCGGGACCACCCCUUCGAGCAACUGACUUGUUACGGCUAACAGCGACGAUGACUGGGCUUAGAAAGAUAUUUCCAGCUUUCGAUCUCGAAGGCCGUGUAAUCAACAUUCAAUAUCCUAUCGAGUUUACGCAUAUUUCACACAUGAAUUCUAUGGUGGUUGGCCAAACAGCCAAAGUUAGAUGGGGCGUGCAGAACACAUCUGAUGUCGAUUUUGGCGCCCUCGCUCCAAACGGACGUCGUAUUCGUGUCAGGCUAGACAAGAAGGCCGGCGAGGUUUCGCCUGCUGCCUUGCGAUUUGGCUUGAAAACUGAACAACAAGGGGUCGUCACCGUCCCUCCUGUGCAGACUUUGGAAAGAGAAUAUAUAUUUGAAAUUCCUUUGUUAAGAGCUGGUCAGACUUUACAACUGGAGGCUACUUUAGAGUUAAGCGAAGCGGAGAUAUUUGAAUAUGCGGAAUUUUGGUUAUAUCUGGAACUUGGACAGAUCACGGCACCUUCUUUGCCAAACGUUGUUCACAUUCAAUCCUUUAGUGUCAGAGUUUCUACGAUCUACCGCGGUUUUCCUGCAGGCUUUUACCCGGACGUAUUACUAGUGACAAAUCAUAAUACAGCGCGCCAUGAAUACGUGGCUUGGGCUGACCUACUCAAGCAACAGCUCGGCCUCCGAUUCUUUGUAUGGGAUAUAUCGCAAAUGGGACAUUUCAGUUUUACAAGACCUAUACCAACCCUUUUUUCGAGCGAACCUACUACAUUAAUGAAAGAUCUUGCUGGCAAGACAAUGAUUAUAUUGGAUAACGAGUUUGAAUAUGGAGAUUAUGCUCGAACGGUUACAGCGCUAAGUUUUGUGAUAAAGCGUGAGUGGCUGCAAGCAAUGCACGAAAAUGAUAACAAAUUUUACGUAGUUUAUUCCAAGGCAGACAGAAACUCUCGUUUAGUUGCAUUGGAAGAGUUUGCAAGGACGCCUUUUGAGGCACGGAAGCAGACAAAGUAUACAUUUGAGCGCGUUCAGAACUUAACGAAUCAUUUGACGGCAAUACCCGAUGACUCUUUAAAACAGACAAGCCAACAAAAUGAUGAUGAUGAUAAUAAUGUCUCAGAAGAUAAUACAGAAAUUCCCGAUAUCUUGGUCAAUAUCGAGAAACCGGCUGCCGAUUCUGUGAAAUUGAUUGAUGAGGUCAUUGACGUGAAAAUCAAAGCCAAGCUUUUUCGUAAAAUGCAAACCAGGAUGUCCAAAAAGGCCACGAAAGUUGGCAAAAAUUUAAAAAAGUUCCGUCCUCACAUCCAACAUCUCGUAAUCUACCAAUGGCAUGAGGCGAAAAAGCCUCUUUUCCGAACUAAAAAGAAUCGUAACAAGAAGACUGGCGGAUGUAUAACAGUUGUACCAUCUCUGACGACUACCAAACAAAGAAUCGUUUUUUCAGCUGCUGCUUGGAAUGAAGGUCCCACGGCAUUCGUUCAAACAGUACCAAAUUUGAGAGGUGUUAUUGCAGGCUUAGGAAUCGAUAUUCACUUCAGUCUUUUAGAAAGAAUUUUUAUUACCGGACCCGUCAGUGAAGACUACGAGACCGAUGAUGUAGGCUUGUUCCUCGCAGGAGGCUUCCGAGUACUUGACGAAGGUGAAAAAAUGUUGGCAGAAUUGAUCAAGCAACAGAUCGUUUACGAUGUUGCUGUCGAAUUGUCAACUAUAUGCGACGGGAUUAGUGCCAAUUCUUCUCUUGGGGACGAGCAGAUUCUGGAGAUGAUGGAAAGCUUGCGCCGUUUAGUUUGGAAGACAGAGUCUUUGAGUGGGUCAACGGCGACAACAACUCAAGAUAAGUCACUACCAACAAUAUCUGAAGACAUUUCGUCACCAAACAAUUCAACAGAACUUGAUCAAGCACACUUCGAUCAAAAUAAUGCCUAUACUGAUGAAAUAGUAGGUACACCUCAAAUUUACAGCGAGCUGGUCAAAAAUAACGGGCCAGAUACAACUGCACUUGGUGACAUUAAUGAAGAAGAGGAAACAAUAUUUUACAUGUUCCCUAUCAAACAAGAAACGCCUCUUGGUGAAUGGAUAAUGGAUGUGCUGGCUCAACUUUACGCCUUUAUCAAGUGUCUCCGAGCGGGAAUUCAUCAAUCAAUUUUGCCCAACAGGAGGACCGUAAAGAUACAACAGCAAUCUAUGGAUCUCCUUCACCGUAUAGGAGAUGCUACAAUCGUCAACUUUGCUGAUCCGAGAUCUUCGGCCGCGUUGGAAUCCUUGCGUCAACAGCAAGGAACAGCGAUUGGAAAUCAACAACUGAUAGCAAAUGAGGAAUAUUUUGCACCAAAUACCAAUGAUGGCAACCAGCAGAGUAUAGGGAUUGUUAUUAAAGUCGACUCGUACCAUGACGAUACGUCGACUCCGGUUACAAAUCAAUUCAAUGGAUUAUCAUUUCAUUCUUCGUCGCCAAAGUCUGUUACAUCUGGUCUUUCGUUCGCAUCUGCCAUGACCAGUGCAACAAGAACGUCUUCAUCCAGUUUUUCUAGUAGUGGUACAUCAGCUUCUCGUUCGCGUGUUCCGUUUAAACAAUUGGACCCAGAGCGCCAAAAGAAAAUCAAAUCAUUUAAAAUGGGAGCGAAAUCGCAGCUUCGCAAAAUGAUUCAGAAUCACUACAAACAGUGGAAGAAAGAUGCGAAUUACUUUCUCGGCGGCGUUUUAGACCCAUCGAAAAAGGCUUUACGUCGGAGUGCCAAGAAAGCAGUUUUCGGCCCUUUUGAAGUUUUGGUCGAUAACACAUUGUAUGGACGCGACCUUACGAAGAAAAGUGACGGGCAAAUAGGAGGAGUGCAGAAUAUAGUUAUCUCGGAUCCGGAAUACUCAGAUUUACGAGCAUUGGAGGCACACAAGACUAAUGAUUUGGAAGAUAUGAUUACCAAGUUCUUCCAGUUCCGGAGUGCUAUGGUUGAAGGAGUGCUAUGA
Messenger RNA from Paraglomus brasilianum, 4065 nucleotides. NCBI's taxonomy places the organism in Eukaryota, Fungi, Glomeromycota, Glomeromycetes, Paraglomerales, Paraglomeraceae. The record is from the annotation of a GenBank genome assembly.